Messenger RNA from Exophiala oligosperma, 1791 nucleotides. RefSeq lists its product as uncharacterized. Gene Ontology annotation, molecular function: oxidoreductase activity. NCBI's taxonomy places the organism in Eukaryota, Fungi, Ascomycota, Eurotiomycetes, Chaetothyriales, Herpotrichiellaceae. The record is from RefSeq and is a predicted model, not a curated record. Bases 1 to 1791 code for a protein of 596 amino acids. The transcript has 3 exons.
AUGGCGAUAGAGACCUUUCGAUUCGAUGGCCAAACCGUGGUCGUCACCGGUGCUGGUGGGGGACUUGGGAGAGCAUACGCACUAUUCUUCGCUGCCAGGGGAGCAAAUGUCGUGGUUAACGAUAUGGGCGGCUCAGUGGAUGGUAAAGGGAGAGCUGCCAAGGUUGCCAGUCGAGUUCGGGAUGAAAUAGAGGCAGCGGGUGGAAAGGCUGUCGCGAACUACGACAGCGUGGAAGACGGGGAGAAAAUUAUACAGACAGCUAUUGACACUUUCGGACACAUCGACAUCCUCAUCAAUAAUGCCGGCAUCCUGCGCGACAAAAGUUUUAAGAAUAUGACGGAUCGAGAUUUUGACUUCGUCUACAAGGUGCAUCUCGCAGGGACAUUCAAGUGCACGAAAGCCGCAUGGCCGUAUUUCGUUAGACAGGGCCACGGACGAAUCAUCAAUACUACCUCUGCUUCCGGUCUGUUUGGUAAUGUUGGCCAAGUCAAUUACGCAUCGGCCAAGCUCGCAAUUGUUGGCCUCACCAAAGCGCUGGCAGUUGAGGGCAAAGGAUCGAAUAUCUUCUGCAAUGCAAUCUGCCCAGUUGUUGCAAGUAGGAUGACGGAGACAGUCAUGUCGCCAGAGGAACUAAUGAACAUAAGGCCGGAGCUCGUCGCUCCAUUUGUGGCUUUUCUCGUCCACCGGUCCACAACCUCGGAGACCGGUUCAAUCUUCGAGAUUGGUGGUGGUCACAUGGGAAAACUACGGUGGCAGCGCACACAAUGCCUGCAGGUCAGUAACAACACUCCCAUCAGCUUGGACGAGCUUCUGUUGAGAUGGAACCGGUUCAACUGCUCCGACCCCUCAAGGCCAUCCAGCGAUGCGGCGUACUCGGUCUCUCCGUCUGUGAACCCUGCCGGCCUUCGGUUUGAUGGAAGAGUUGUGAUAGUGACGGCUGGAUCCACGCCAACCGGACGGCACAUUUGCAAGCAACUUGCGUCCCUUGGUGCUUGUGUCGUCAUCAAUGAUAGCACUGGUACCGGAAGCAUCGUGGCAGAGAUUCAACACGAUGGCGGUAGAGCUAUUGGAUGCCAAAUACCUCCCGGAAAGAGCGACAUCUUGAUCAAGACUGCCCUGCAAACUUUCGGCAAGAUUGACAUCCUGAUAGAUAACGACGAGUAUCCAUUACGGAGACCAUUUGGCGAACUCACCGAGCUCCAAUGGGAAAGCACCGUGCAUGAUCAGCUACGAGGGAACUUUCAGCUGCUCAAAGCAGCUUAUCCUUACAUGACUCGCCAGAAAUACGGAAGGAUAGUCUGCAUUUUCGGGUCGAACGUGUUGGGCGGCAACGUCGGGGCUUCGGAGCAGUGUGCAGCAAAACACGGCAUCCUAGGGAUGGCGAAGACCUUGGCCAUUGAAGGCCGCAAGAACAACAUCCUCGUCAACAGCGUCAGUGUCAACCCUGAAGCAGUGCUAUCUAUGUCGGAAGACUGUUCACAACACAUCUCACCUGCAAAUAUCAGCUCUCUCGUGCUGCUGCUUGCAUCGGACCGACUACCCGAGCCCUCCUCAGGGCUCCUGCUCGAGAUAGACUCUAGGAGCUGUUCAACCGUCGGGUGGCAGCGCACUCGAGGUUAUAGCUACCCUACAGACGGCAACAUCACACCUGAAAUGGUGGCUUCCAAGUGGCAGACGAUCGUGGACUUCGACAACGGCCUUUGCGACCAUCCAAAGACUAGUCAAGAAGGAGUGAAGUACGUGAUGGAAAGUGCAUUCAAGGGGAAACGAGCUUCGACAUCCAAGUUAUAG